Bursaphelenchus xylophilus (pine wood nematode) is the source of this 4719-nucleotide messenger RNA. The record is from the annotation of a GenBank genome assembly. Lineage: Eukaryota; Metazoa; Nematoda; Chromadorea; Rhabditida; Aphelenchoididae.
AUGGGUUCCCGCCGAAAGAUCAACGAAAUAGACGAUUCCUUCGAACAGUUCGCCGCCAGCCUUCGUGAAGCUGCUGAUGUGGACUCUCAAGACCAGAUUACGUAAUGAUUCUACACAAAUUUUUCCAAUUUUUACCAAUUCUUUUAGCUUGUAUUUUCAGCUCCCGAGGCUACGAGUCGGAGGAGGGAUGGAGCUGUCGCCUCAAGGACUAUGUUUUCGAGUUCAUUUUGGGAACUGGUGCCUUUGGCGACGUCAUCAAGGCCCGGAAUUUGGCGGAGAAAAAAGACUGCGCGGUUAAACUGCUGAACUACCGAGUCAGCAGCAAACGUCAUAUUGUAAGCCCCAGUAGAUUGCUUUGCACACAUUUUAUCUUCAUUGUUUUUAGCUCGACGAAAUCAAAGCCAUGUCUCGUUUGUCCCAUCCGAACUUGGUCGGCAAAUACUCGGUCUCUGUGAUCAACCGGUCCACUAUUUUCAUCGUCAUGCCGCUGCUGUGGAAUCUCCGGAAACUUUGCGAAGAGAGUCGUGAGCUUCGGGUAAGUGGAGGUUCUCGCAGUGAGACCAAAAUCAAUUUUUUUAUUUUAUUUUUUUUGGGUUCGGCGUUGCAACGAAAAGUUGAAAGGCUUGCAGUUUCGUAAUUCCUGAGCGAUUUAUAGUUUCGUAAUUUCCUGAGCGAUUUAUAUUACGUAAUUUCCUGAGCGAUUUAUAUUAUGUAUAAAUUUUGGGUCUCGCCGCGAAAUGUGUUUUUUUGAGCUCAAGAUUACCCGAGUUCUUUUUAUACAUAUUAAUCGAUUUUGAGCAAGCAAAGAUAUCGAUUUUUGCUCAAAAAUUGAACUUUUGUGUCCCACCACGAAAACCUGAAAUCCCAAGAAAAUUUUCCCAACCCUCAAAAUUUUAGCUAAAUAUGGCCAGACUGUACGCAAUGGCGUCGAUUACCCAACUGAAGCCAGUAAGCCCAGUCAGUGAAAACUGUGCGGGCCAGAUUGUCCAUCAACUCCUGACCGGCCUGGACUUCAUGCACAAGAAUCGCUACAUUCAUCGCGACCUCAAAAGCGGGAAUCUGUUGGUGAGCAAUAAGGGAACCGUGAAGAUUGGCGAUUUUGGGUUGACGAAACAAUUCGAAACAGGCCAUUUCAAACUGGGAGAGAUAAAAACUCCUGUUGGAACGAGCUAUUACAUGGCACCGGAGAUUGCUUUGAGGUUUGUGAAGGUCAGCGAGAAGCCUUAUGAUAUCCGUGCGGAGACUUGGUGAGUUUUAGGAAGGAUACUUCCCAAAUCAAAGCAGUUUUGUAUGAACGGAAGUUUUCGUGGUGAGACCAAGCAUUUUUUGACGGUCCUACAGCGAAACCCUUUGGUGACAAAAUAUUGAAUUAAGAAUGAGGUGCUUGUACUAUUAGUUGCUAUUAUAUCGAAAAUGAUGAUUUUUAGGGUUACUGUGGCAAAAUUAAGACUUUGUUUAGUCCCACCACGAAAACUUCUGGGACAAAAAUUUUUUUCUAAGGCGAAUUUGAUUUUUUAACUGAUCUUUUAGUUGAUUUCCUAAAUUAUAAUACUUUUUUUGAUUUGUAUGAGCCGUUUUUUAGAUUUUCAAGUUGUCGCGGCGGGACCAAUCUUUAUUGUUUUUGUCCGCGGAAACUUCUCAGUUUUGAAUCAAGAAUUUGGAGCUAAGUUUUAAUCUUGAAUUUUACUUUAAGACUACUUCUAUCGUAUUUUAACUAAUAAAAUUAAUUUUUGGUCCCACCACGAAAACCUGAAAUUCUUCAAAUUGGUUAUUUUUGAAUUCCAGGAGUAUCGGGGCUAUCAUGUGUGAGCUUCUCUUGAACUGCCUUCCCUUUGCUCAUUACCCAGCGCACGCCGAGGGGAUGGUUAAGACGCUGAAGGCGGCAACCAAGGAGGUAAAUCAAUAUAAUCUUUUGGAAUGUCGUAUUGUAUUUUACCUCAAAAUUUGCGCUUCUUCCAGAAACACAUUAUUUGGGAGCUGAUGUUCCCGCCACGGAUUUAUGAGGGUAUUGCUAUGGAUUUAUCACCCGCUUGUCGCGACUUUAUCGACAAAUGUUUGGUUGGGGACCCGGCCCAGCGAAAAACUUGUAGCGAGUUGUUGAAAAACAGCUGGGUCAAGAAGUUCAAAGGGAAAAAGGAUGUGAUCCAAGAGGAGUUGUUGGAUGAUGAGAUCAAAAAAGGGGUAAUUGGGAAGUUGAAGGCGAUGAAUGGAAAGUUUUUGGCACACAAUGGAGGGGCCAGAAGGCCUUUGAAUGUGAAUAUGCUGUUCAAUCCGAUGGGAACACGGGUAAAAUACGUCAAUUAAGGCUUGGUCUACAUGCUUUUUUCACUUUGAAAUUAAAAGAAAAUUUCCAUCGCACUGUGCGAGUCCCAAAAUAUUUUUUUUUAUUGCACCGUGCAAUUUUUUUUUCUUCUUUCUCUUUGUUGCACUGUGCAGAUUAUAAUUUUUUUCUGCACGGUGAAAAAUGUGAUUGUUGAACUGCGCAGUGCCGUUGUAUUGAUUUUUUGAUUGCACAGUGCGAUGAGAAAUUUUGGGUACUGCACGGUGCGGUUAAAUUUUUUUUUUUUUUUUUUUUUUUUGAAUUUUCUGAUGUCGAAGCUUUGCAAGAAUAACUUCAGAUGUACUACCUCAAGUUUACCGUGGACGCGACAGCCGUCGGACGUCUGGAACGGAAAGUUCAGCAAGAUUGUCGGGCCUGUUUGUUGAUACUCACCAAUAACCGACUGAUCAGGUAAAAUACGCACUUCUUAGGCUUAAGUUUAUAAACUUCAAAAUCUGUAUAAUUUUUUCAAAAAUUUUUAUUUUUUAACGCAAAAAUUUUUGAUGACUAUUUUUUGAUUUUGAAAAAAAAAUUAAUUUUAAUAUUUUGCCUAACAAAAAUUUAAUUUUUUCCCCUACUUUUGCAGCACCGCCAACUACCUCUAUCUGUGUGAGCGCAUCCCCGAACUUGUGGAAGCCCGGGCCGAGAUUGAUUUCAAGAAUUCCUAUAUGGUUUUCCCGUUCAGCAGAAAAGAUGACGCCAUUCCGGACAAGGAAAACCUCACCGGACAGGCAUUGAUUGUGGUCACUUACAACAAUUCGGAAUGGGACUCUGUGCUCUCAAAAUGCUAUCCUCGUUUGGUGAAAAAAUACGAAAAGGCGAUGGAUUGCAGAAGAAUGCGGAUGAAAAUUUCUCAAAAAGAAAGGGAAGAGAAUAGGGAGGACGUGAUCAGAUAUGUGGAGUAAGAUUUUUGGGAUUUUUUAGGAGAACAUGCGAAAAUUUUUAAUUGCACUGUGCACAUCUUUUAUUAUUAUUUUUGCACAGUGCAAUUGACUUUUUCUCUCUUCAUUGCACACUCUCGUUUGUCGGAACUUACUUUUCGCCCUUACGAGGGAAUGGUCUGAACUUCCCCCGGCGUUUGGCAAAAUGACUAGUACAGGUGGAUAGAGCAGGUCAACUUUGGUAAAAAGAGCCAUUUUCCAGCUGCGGAAUAAGCCCGGCCGACGAGAAAAAUCGACCGAAAGUUCCACAAAAAUUUCCUCUUUCUUUUCCUUCCGAAAAGAAGAGCGGCGUCCAGUGGUCCGGUUAGCCGAGUGGAUAAAGCAUCCGCUCGAUGUUCUUUUGGGGGUUGGUUCGAUUCCGGGGAAGCCCGAAGGACCGUAAUAAGACUUUGGUAUGGGCGAGACCAAACUCUCAUAAAACAAAAAAAAUAUUUUGCCGUUUUUAAACGUUUUAUGGGUUAUAAAAUUUUUUUUUAAAUAAUACAAAUUGGGGUACAGUCCUUUUCAAAAAGAUAUGAUGGAUACCUUUAUCUAUGACCAUACGAGGAUGACUUCGACGUUCCAUCGAUUUGUAGGUCUGGAAAAAUCCAAAAAAACCAUUUUUUAACGAUUAUCUGUGUUUUCGGUAUAGUUAGUUCCAUAAAACGUAUAAAAAUGGCAAAAUAUUUUUUUUUGUUUUAUGAGAGUUUGGUCUUGCCCACACCAAAGUCUUCGGUCCUUCGGGCUGCUCCGGAAUCGAACCAACCCCCAAAAGAAUAACGAGCGGACGCUUUAUCCACUCGGCCAACCGAACCAUUGGACACCGCUCUUCUUUUCCGAGGGAAGAGAAAGAGGAAAUUUUUGUGGAACUUUCGGUCGAUUUUUCUCGUCGGCCGGGCUUAUUCCGCAGCUGGAAAAUCGUUCUUUUUAACAAAGUUGACCUGCUCUAUCCACCUGUACUAGUCAUUUUCUCAAACGCCGGGGGAAGUUCAGACCAUUCCCUUGUUAGGCUUUCAAAAUAAGCGCUUUCCCUUCGUGCAGUCGUGUCCGAGUGGUUAAGGAGAUUGACUAGAAAUCAAUUGGGCUCUGCCCGCACAGGUUCGAAUCCUGUCGUCUGCGGAGAUUUUUUUUUGCAAAAUGGGAUAAAAAAAGUGUAAAAUUGUAAAGUUGAUUACUUUUUACGAAAUCUUGCGAAAUAUGAUAGAUAAUUUAAGAACGUCUUGUUUAAAAAAGCAACAAAAAAAAUAAUUUUUUUCGUGUUGUUCAACGUUUUUUCAUUUUAGAUCCGAGGAAGAAUCGGAUGGAGAUUCUGGAGUUGCGAGUAACCACAAGACUUCCAGCGGUCUUUCGAGCGAAUCAUCAGUUGAACCAGAGGCGAGGAGAGGAAAAACAAAUCUUUUGAAACGCGGCCGCUUGGCACUGAAAGCAUUUUUCAACAAGGAGAAAGAAGAGUCGAGUGAAAAGCAAGAUGAUGAUUAG